CUCUGUGAGUUCUGUGGAGCUGCUGAGCGGAAAUGUUUCACUGGCCUCAGGAAAAAGAAAAAAGGAGAGAAAAAUUCACCGGCGCGCGCUUCCAUUCACGCGUCAGUCUGCUCCACGCAGCUUAGAAAAGCAGCUGAUCCCACCUGCUGACCUGCGCGCGCGCCGUGCGGCAGGUUGGUGAGAAGAGAGAAAGAAAGUUUCCAUUCAGGCGGACAGAGGAGCCCCCCCCCCCCAGAGCGCAGUCCGGCUCCUGCAGGUGCCGCGCUGUGGAUCGGAACACUGAGUGGACUUCCAAAGUUUACGCGUCUCUCCGGUGCUUCAGGAGUUCAUCUGGGUUCAUCAGCAUCAUGGAUUGGAUUUGACUUUCCAACAAUCAUGCAGUAGAGGCAGCAGCAGCACCGGCCGACUCCACACUCAGAACUAGCAGUGGAACCUGUCUACGGCAUGGCGUCCUCCCCUGGGCUGAAUAAUGACCCGUUAACGUUGCUCCAGCUCCAAGAGGUAGAUGCCAGCAAAGCACCAGAGAGGCCCCACUCCCCAGGGCUUUUGCCUGCCAUGUACAGCCCCCCCCCAGGCAUGGACAGCCACACUGUCUGCAUUCCCUCUCCAUACACGGACAGCAGCCAUGACUAUGGGAACGGGCCUGGACCGUUGACCUUCUAUAGUCCAUCUGUGCUGGGCUACAGCAGACCGCCGCUGACUGACAGUCCCUCCUCGCUGUGCCCCCCCCUCAGCCCUUCAGCCUUUUGGCCCUCCCAUAGUCAUAACGUGCCUUCCCUGACUCUGCAUUGCACCCAGCCUAUCGUCUACAAUGAGCCCACCCCCCACGCUGCCUGGCUGGAGCCUAAAGUCCACAACAUCAACCCCAACAGUUUGUCUCUAUCCUGCCCUUCUGUCAUCAGCUGCAACAAGCUGCUGGGGAGGAAAUCGGACAUAGGAGUGGAAGACAUGAAACCCCCCUCGUGUUCUCCCUCUGCAGGGAAAGCUGACAUGCACUUCUGUGCCGUGUGUCACGAUUAUGCCUCUGGGUACCACUAUGGGGUUUGGUCGUGUGAAGGAUGCAAAGCUUUUUUUAAGAGGAGUAUCCAGGGUCACAACGAUUACAUAUGUCCAGCCACGAAUCAGUGCACCAUUGACAAGAACCGCCGUAAAAGCUGCCAGGCCUGCCGCCUGCGCAAAUGUUAUGAAGUGGGGAUGAUGAAGUGCGGUGUGCGCCGCGAACGCUGCAGCUACAGAGGAGCUCGACACCGCCGAGGGGGACUCCAGCCUCGGGAGGCGGCAGGGAGGGGCUUGGUCCGGGUCAGGAUGGGUCCUCGGACCCAGCGCCAUUUCAGUCUGGGGAUACCUUUUUCCCCAUUGCCAGGGGGCCCUCCCCUCCCGCAGUCAAACCACACUCAUCGUCCGUCCAUGAGCCCAGAGGAGUUCAUCUCCCGCAUCAUGGAGGCGGAGCCUCCAGAGAUCUACCUGAUGGAGGACCUCAAGAAGCCCUUCACUGAGGCCAGCAUGAUGAUGUCGCUCACCAACCUGGCAGACAAGGAGCUGGUUCUCAUGAUCAGCUGGGCCAAGAAGAUCCCAGGUUUUAUAGAGCUGAGCUUAGCAGACCAAAUCCACCUGUUGAAGUGCUGCUGGCUGGAGAUCCUGAUGCUGGGCCUCAUGUGGAGGUCAGUGGACCAUCCUGGAAAGCUCAUCUUCUCCCCCGACUUCAAACUCAACAGGGAGGAGGGACAGUGUGUGGAGGGCAUCAUGGAGAUUUUUGACAUGCUGCUGGCGGCCACCUCUAGGUUUCGUGAGCUCAAGCUGCAGAGGGAGGAGUACGUCUGCCUGAAGGCCAUGAUCCUCCUCAACUCCAAUCUGUGCACGAGAUCCCCUCAGACAGCAGAGGAGCUUGAGAGCAGGAACAAGCUGCUGCGGCUUCUGGACUCUGUGAUCGACGCUCUGGUCUGGGCCAUUUCCAAACUGGGCCUGUCCACCCAACAGCAGACUCUGCGGCUUGGCCACCUCACCAUGCUGCUCUCCCACAUCCGCCACGUGAGUAACAAAGGCAUGGACCACCUGUCCACCAUGAAGAGGAAGAACGUGGUGUUGGUGUACGACCUCCUCCUGGAGAUGCUGGACGCCAACACGCCCAGCAGCUGCGGUCAAACGGCCUCAUCCUCGCCCAGCUCUGACAGCUUCUCUGACCAGCAGCAGUAUCCCCCACCUCCACCUGGCUCAGACCAGACGUUUGCUCCUAGCCCGGCAGAUGAAGCCCCCCCUGUGCCUCCACAAGGGGCAGACGAAGGCCAGAUCCUCGACAGGAGCCAGCAAGCCCUGUCCUGCCGGUCCAUGCCUCCAUCACAGAGUUUGGUGGAGUCUGAAAUAGAUGGUUACAUCUCGCCAGAUCAGUGGUCCCUGGGUGCCGGUGGCUCGGGCUCACCGGCGGAGUCGGCUAGUUUCACUCUUCCUGAUCGGGUUGUCAUGGGAACAACCUUACAGGGGUGACAGGACUGAAAGACUGAACCAAAAAGCUUUCCAACCCCCCAAAAAAGGCAAAAAAGGAUAAAACACCAAGUGCUGUUGUGAAGUGAAGUUCUUUUUUUUCCUUUUGCAGUCUUUGUAAACACAAACAUUUUUAAAUGGCUGUACUUUACCUGUGCGUGUAUAUUUUUUUGUGAAUGUGCACUGCAGUACUCUGAACCUCGGUCUCCUUUGGAUUUACAGUGUUGGUGUCUCUUUUUGCACCUCGGUGAAACAGUCAGAACAAGCCAUCCCCUUUGCAUGUAGACGACCUGGACUCCAUGUGGCUCCUUACAGCCCUCUUUUCACACUGUGCUGUAGUUCUCUCUCCCUGUACUACUGUGUCUUUCAGUGUUUUAAUCUGUGCUUGUUCCAGAAGUGUUUUUAUACUGUGGAUGUAUGUGGCCUUUCACCAAAGCGACUGUUCUUCUGGGAAUCACCACGACUGAAGUUACACAUCAGACGAUGGGGCACAGUGGUUUACUCGCAAACAUCUUCAAAAAAACAUAUAAAAAUAUAGAGUUUUGGAAGUUCAGUAGUCAGACAAUAAUUUGAAGUGACACGACAGUUUGCAGAGUUCCAGCAUUCCACCCCCCAUGUUAACCUGCACCCCCAUACCUAAUGUUGGACAACACCCCGCUGGUCCGUUUGCAUUGCGUCUCCAUUGUGGUGACACAAAAAAACUGAACGUUCAUUAGUCAAUCGUACUUUUUACCCCACCUCCAACACGUCUGCGUCUGGGGUUUUCCCUCUGCCACACACGCUUUACGCAAGACUUAUAUUUCCAGUUCGUCAACGCGUCAAAUCCGCAGUAAAACACGCCGGAGAAACAGGAAACUUCCAUGAUUUAUGAAAGAAAUAAGGGAGUUUUUAUGAAAUUUGAUUUGAUAUUUUUGGUGACGUGUCCACACGACCACGCAUGUUAACACAGCAGAUAACACUGUGUCCUUUUUUUUUUUGCCACACACGACAAAAGUUUAAUUUUGAAAGUACAAAAGCAAAACUUCAUUUAUGACACGAAACACGCAUUUCACAAGGACUCAGUGAGGAAGGACACGGCACGGCGCAAUUGCUAAAGUUUUGGGUGUCGAUGACACGGUGGUGGCAGGACAAGUGACUCCUCUGGGUGGCGGACCGGAGACGCUCCAGAAAGACGGUCUUGAGACGGACUCCUCAUGCAACAGAGAAGCGCCGCAGACGGUCCAGUGGAAAUUCGGGGUCCGUCCAUAAAAUCUUUAACUUUUUGUUGUUCAUCAAACGCAGUCUCAGCCCUCUAAGCCAGAUUUAUGCCAACGUUUCCAAAACGAUGCCACAAUCUUCUAAAAAUGCCCCCUUCUACGACAUGUAGCAAUCAAUGAAACCCCCUAAAUUAUCCAUCAGUCUGGGGGCCUAAAACUGGACCGUCCAACCCGCUUGCCCUCCAGUGUUUCCUGCCCAGCACUUGCUGUUAUGGUAGAUUACAUUGGAUUAGAUAUAUUUGAUCAGGAAACACUUAUCAAGCUAUGGGAAAGCUAGUAAGGCAAGAUCAGCUGGAAGAGAUGCAGGUUGGAAAUUCCUGAGAACCAUGUUUGAACCAUUUGGCCAAAAGGCCCCAAAUAUUUCCAGUACUACAGCCAGAGGUUCUGUGGACUUCUUCCUGACCAAACAACGAAGACCAGCUUCUCAGCCAAACAUAGCCGGAGCUGCCGUAGGCGUUAAGUGCUUCCAUGGCCGUAAACCGGCAGGUCUUAAAUCUGCUUGCUGUUUUCCAGCCAAAAUUCUAGUCUAAUGUCCCCCCAGGACUGGAGAGUAAAACUCCAGGUUCCAUAGAGAAUAAUGGGAUUUGAAUGCAGACUUUAUUCAAAGGUAAUUAAGAAAAAAUAUUUUAGGAAUAUUUUUAAGGAAUCUUCCAAUUAAAACAGAAACAUGUUUUCCAGAAAUCUGUUUUUAACCUUGAAAAUGGUUUAAUGUCAAACAUCCUUACAAGCAGUAUUACACAUUUCUUAUCUGUCUGUAAUAGAUUACUUCUUGUUGUGUAAAAGUAGUCCCUGACCUUACAAUAAUACUUGCAGAAAUGUAAGGCACUUCAUGAGUCCUGUGUUACAUUUAAGGUACUUUCUCUGUAAACUCCGGCAGAAUCAGAACAUAAUAAAAAGUUUGUUUUAGGAAAAAUAAUGUGAAAAACGACUGCUAAUGUAAAUGUUGCACACACAAAUAUAUAUAUUAUUGUUGGUUUAAAUUGCUUUAAGAAAAAAAAAA
This is a messenger RNA of Oryzias latipes (Japanese medaka), 4734 nucleotides long. It is a transcript of the gene esr2b, whose product is annotated as estrogen receptor 2b. Gene Ontology annotation, cellular component: nucleus. Gene Ontology annotation, biological process: cellular response to estradiol stimulus; estrogen receptor signaling pathway; regulation of DNA-templated transcription. Gene Ontology annotation, molecular function: nuclear estrogen receptor activity; sequence-specific DNA binding; zinc ion binding. The record is from RefSeq and is a predicted model, not a curated record. Lineage: Eukaryota; Metazoa; Chordata; Actinopteri; Beloniformes; Adrianichthyidae.